This is a messenger RNA of Chenopodium quinoa (quinoa), 4352 nucleotides long. Its product is annotated as transcription factor LHW-like. Gene Ontology annotation, molecular function: DNA-binding transcription factor activity; protein dimerization activity. The record is from RefSeq and is a predicted model, not a curated record. The coding region runs from base 880 to 3672 and encodes 930 amino acids. Gene Ontology annotation, biological process: regulation of DNA-templated transcription. NCBI's taxonomy places the organism in Eukaryota, Viridiplantae, Streptophyta, Magnoliopsida, Caryophyllales, Amaranthaceae. The transcript has 10 exons.
AAAAAAAAAAAAAAAAACCUCUCGGAGUAAUAAACCCCAUUUUACGAGGGCAUUUCUGUCCUAUUCUCACGUCAUCUCUUUCGACAGCAAUACUCCGUCCUAUCCCCAUACGACAAAAUUCACGGAGUGGCAUUUCUGUAAUUUCUCCCUUCUUUUCUGCCCCUUUUUCUUUUCUCUUUAUUCUUCCGCCAUUCCUUUUCAUUACUCCCUCUUCUGCUUACUUCACUCUCUCUCUUUCACUCUCAACAUCUCAAUCAUACUAACUAACAUUCAACCUCACCGGAAAACCACUUUUCUCGCCGUUAAGCCGCCUUUUAACCCUAAUUAUCCGGAAAUGGAGGUCAUUGUGUUUGAUUACGAGCUUAAAGCUAGUGGUAUAGUGUAGAUUUUCUCACUCUUUGUUUCUUUAAUUUAAUUACUCUCAUACUUUCCCUCUUUCUUCUUAGACACUUAAUUGCUCACUUUCUUAAGAGAAAGAGAGUGUUGUUGCGGUGGUGGUUGUUUGAGGGGUGGUUCCGGUGUCGAUUUCUCUCUCCUACGUGUCAAAAUCUCCAUCGUAGGAUGGAUAUGAGAACUAUGAUCGUUGAAAACUUGGAUCCAUUGAGGAAAAGGUGUGGGGGAUUGAGGACUAAACAAGCGGGGAGAGGUUCGUGCCGCGGAAGUUAGGGUUCGUUUCAUCGCAAAAAUUCGUCCAAAAAUUAAUAAUAAUAAAGCGAAAAAAAAAUGUACUACGAUCUCUAUUCAUUUCUUUUUCUCUUAUUCGAUUUCUCCCAGUAAGAAAUCUAGAAAGCUACGUUUUUAUUUUGUUUCUGGAAAAAAAAAGGUUAUUAUUGGUGUUAAAACGCAUCGUUUUAUUGAGAAAAUUGGUGAUUGAAAACGAUGGGUUACUUGUUGAAAGAAGCACUUAAGGCACUGUGUGGCGUCAAUGAGUGGUCCUAUGCUGUUUUCUGGAAAAUCGGUUGUCAAAAUCCUAAGCUACUGAUUUGGGAAGAGAGCUAUUACGGAUCAUCUCCCAGUGUGCCCUUGAACUCAAGUAUAGGUAACCAGGAAAUAAAUUUGCAGAAAGUGGAAGGUUUUAAUAAUGAGACGCAACUGAGUGACAAAGUUCAUUUGCUAAUGGAUAGGAUGAUGAUGUCUAACCAUGUUAAUGUGGUUGGAGAAGGGUAUGCCCUGCUUGUUAUUUUUGCUUUUCUUGGCUUGAUUAUCCACACUACAGUUGACAAAUGCAAAUUGGUUGGCCGGGCUGCGUUUACAGGGAGUCAUCAAUGGAUUGUCUCUGGAAUGUACAAUGAAAUUGCUCACCCAGCUGAGGUUCUUAAUGAGGUUCAUCUCCAAUUUUCUGCUGGCAUGAAAACAAUUGCUGUCAUUCCAGUGAUUCCACAUGGAGUAGUUCAGCUUGGUUCAUCAUUAACUAUAAUGGAGAAUGUUGGAUUUGUGCAUGAUGUGAGGAGUUUUCUUCUUCAAUUGGGAUGUAUUCCUAGUGCGUUUAUCUCUGAUAAUUAUUUUGCAAAAGAUGCUGCAUCCAUGUUGGGGCUGCCAGUUGCUGAUGCAACAGCUAACCCCAUCAAUCUACACAGACAACCAACACAGAUAAACUCUCAUGAUAUAGCUGCAGGAGGUUUCAAUUUGCAGAGAAACUCAUCUGAUAUUCACGGGCUUGUCAAUCAAUCGUCCAAUUGUCUUCUUACUCAGUUUCAAGAUAACCUGCAAGUUAGUGGCUCAAUAUUUACGAUGCCUAACCCGAUUCAAGAUUCAUGCAAGGGCAAAGGAGUUCAUGAUGCAUCAAUGGUUACUCCUAUUGUUCAUUCCAAUGUCCUUCCAGUAUCAAACAGAAGCACUCAAGGAGUGGUAAUGCCUUUAAAAUCCGAUUUAGCGAUGAAACAAUCUUCUUCCAAUAACCCAGGUUUAGGGAUCAGUUGUCCUCAAUCAACUGUCAAUUGUUGGCAUCCCACAUCGUCAAAGCAGCUGAUUGUCUCACAUGAAGGUUCAGUAAAAGGGAAAUAUAACACUUCAACAUCUGUUUUUAACCCUAAUGAACGCCAUCAUGCAGCUUUAAAUCAGACUGAUGCCCCUUUGUCAGCAAAAAAUAAAUUGGAUAUUGAUAUUGAUGGUGGCCAUUCAUUUCAAACAUCACCUUGUGCCAAUAUGGUUGUUCAGGACACUGAUUCUUCUAUCGAGGAUGUGGCUAAUUUGUUAAAGUCUGAUAAUUCAAGUACCCCUAGUAAUUUAAAAGGUGUUCUUAAUCAUGGAAAUUACACCAAAGAUAGUGCGCUUACAGCUACAUAUAUUCAUGGGAAACUGAAUGAUCGUUGUGAAGUCCUGGAAACUCAUCCUAGAAAACAAGUGCAUCAAUCUGGUGGUUUCACUUGUGAUAAUAUUUGUAUUGGUAAUUAUGUACAACCAUCAAAUAACUCUGUGCUUGAGGAUAUUUUUCUUCAGUCAUCAGCAGGAGAUGACUUAUUUGAUGUACUAGGAGUGCAUCUUAAAAACAAACUGUUGAAUGGCAACACUAUUAAUCUUCCUACCAGUUUCUGUGCUAUUUCAGAAAAUCAAACUAAGGAUUUGCCAAAAUCUGUAAACCAGCAAAAUUUGGGAUCUGAGGUGUAUUCAGAUUAUGAAGGUAUCUCUGAAAGUGUUGUUUUCUCUUCAUCUGGUUCCGAUCACCUUUUGGAUGCUGUGAUAUCUGGUACUGGCUCUGUUACCAAGCAGAUAUCAGAUGAUGAUGCUUCCUGCAAGACUGCUGUAUCGAAAAUCAGUAGUUCCUCUGUCCCUAGUACUCCUCAAAACAAUCCUAACCUAUCUGGACUGUUUAAUAUGUCUGAUAGGAUGCAGGGCCAGCUAUUUGGGCUUGCUAAGCCUAUAAGUAGAUUAGUUGAACCAGUAGGCAAUUCUGUAAGGUCUGCAAGUGGUAAGAAUGAUGAUGGAAGCUGUACAUAUGGAUCGCAAAUUAGCUCCUGGAUUGAACAAGGGCCUAGUACUAGUGUUUCUACUGCAAAUUCAAAGAAGUCUGAUGGAGGAAAGUCGAAUCGAAAAAGACUUAAACCUGGGGAGAAUCCUAGACCAAGGCCUAAGGAUCGGCAGAUGAUCCAAGAUCGUGUGAAGGAACUCCGUGAGAUAGUGCCAAAUGGGGCUAAGUGUAGUAUAGAUUCAUUGCUGGAACGUACUAUUAAGCACAUGCUUUUCCUGCAGAGUGUCACUAAGCAUGCUGACAAACUAAAACAAACAGUGGAGUCCAAGGUUGCCAAAAAGGAAGGUGGAAUGCCUUUAAAGGAUGAAUUUCAAAGCAGUGCUACCUGGGCCUUUGAGCUUGGUUCCCAAUCUCUGGUUUGCCCAAUAGUGGUUGAAGAUUUAAAUCUACCUCGACAAUUGCUUAUAGAGAUGCUUUGUGAAGAACGGGGUUUUUUCUUGGAGAUAGCUGAUAUUAUUAGAGGACUGGGGCUGACCAUUUUAAAGGGUAUAAUGGAGGCUCGGAAUGAUAAGAUAUGGGCACGCUUUGCUGUUGAGGCAAACAGGGAUGUCACGAGGAUGGAAGUAUUUAUCUCACUAGUCCAUUUACUGGAACAAACUCUGAAAGGCAGCACAAGUUCAGUUCACAGCACUAAUGAUGAUAAUAUGGCAGUUCUUCCUGUGUCCAUUCCCGCUCCGAUAGUUUGCGGUGAGCCAUCUAUGUAGUCUUUUGAAAUUGAAUAUGUUGCAGAGCCAUGUAUGGAGUAGUCUUUUGAGAGGGAGUAUGUUGCGGUGAGCCAUCUAUAUGAAGUAGUCUUUUGAGAAUGGAUAUGUUGAGAGCAAGACGUCUAACUUGCUAUGACCGACAAAUCCAAUGUCCUUGCGUGGGAGGGGUAGAAAGUACAUAUGGAGGGUUUUAAUUUGGGUUGUGUAGGUAGUAGUCUUUGACCUCUGAAUAUGUAUGGCAUCUCUAUAUAGGGUAUUUCCUAUGGACAUUGGCUUCCUUGGUAUUCUUGGUGUUUCUAAUUUGGGUUUAAGUAGAUAUAGAUAUAGAUUUGAAGGGAGAGAUUAACUAUUUGGAGGUAUAUUAUAAGGGGUAAAGUGCGAUAAUUGUAUAGAAUUACACAAGAGGUAGGGUUGGAAAGGGGGUUUUAUAAACUAAGGUUUGAAGAUUAGUGUGUUUAUUAAGUUGGCUUCAACCAUGUGUACUUGGAUAGUUUAAGAUCUAAAAUUCCAGUAAAUUUUAUGUAUGAUCUUGUGGAGUACUAUUCCAAAUGCAAUUCGGAAGAAAAUGUUUUUUGUUUUUUCUAGGCAAGGAAUUUUCAUAUGUUUUCGUCUUUUUAUUGUAUGUAUGAUCAAUUAAGAAAAUUGAUACAUGCGGAUCUAAGAGCCGCAUACUUCGUACA